GGCAGCGGCGGGAGGUGCGAGCCGGCCGGGGCGGCCAUGAGAACCGAGAUCUCCACGGCGGCGGCCUUCGUCACCCGCCUCCUGCGGGCCGCCGGCGGGAUCGGCGAGGAGCAGCUGCGGUGCUUCCGGGAGUGCCUGCAGGAGGCGCUGCGCGAGCACUACAAGCACCACUGGUUCCCCCAGGUGCCCUCCAAGGGCUCCGGGUACCGGUGCAUUAGGAUCAACCAUAAGAUGGACCCCUUGAUAGGAAAGGCAGCGGGCAUGAUUGGACUGAGCCACGAGAGACUCUUCCAGCUCCUACCCAGCGAGUUAACUCUUUGGGUCGACCCUUUCGAAGUGUCCUAUCGCAUAGGUGAAGACGGCUCUAUCUGUGUCUUGUACGAAGGUCCCCAGCCUGGUGGGAAAGCGACCAAACAACUGGAGAGUCGGACCAGCUGUAAGGAGGAGUGGAGGACUGGCAGGUCCAGCCCUUCCAAGAGUUACAGCAUCAUGACAGUUUCUAGUUAAAAAUUGCUGUUCCUUGUACAGUGAUGUAUGUAUCCCAAAGUCUUAGUAAACUUCCAUGUAAACUGAGAUUUUUUGGGUUUUAAUUAUUUUUUUCCGCUCUAUAGUCAUUAAAGUUGUAGUACUGCCGAGUUCCUCGUGGCCAAGGGCUAAUGUAUAAAGCAGUUCUUUACACUGCAUGUUCCUUUCUGGAGUGUGUCCCUAUAAAUGCACUGUACAGUCAGUUGACAAUUGUUUUACACAUUUAUAUUCUCAAAGAAGUUUUGGCUAUUUGUAAUAAAAAGCAAUAUUGUAGCAUUCUUUAUGAUGGGGCUUAGUCAAGAUUAACACUUGCUAAAACAUUCCUCAAUUUGCAGAGCAAUAACACGAAGGGGGUGGGAAACAUCUAACAAGCUGCACAUAAAUCUUUCCAGUGAUCUGUCUGCACAGACUUCUCUCAGGGUCGUUCAAGUUUGUCUGCAAGGCACAAAUCACAAAAGUAAUUAUUACUUUUCCUUUUUCAAAGCGUGUGUUUAUUUGAGGGCUGGAUUCCAUUGUGCCCCAACAUUUUGACAAAAAGAAUUGGGGAAUUAGUUUGCCUUGUUAUUUCUAGUUAUCAGAGUAAAAAAAUAAAGAUUUGCUCAAAAUGCUCUUGA
Molecule: messenger RNA, 1139 nt
Organism: Calypte anna (Anna's hummingbird)
Lineage: Eukaryota; Metazoa; Chordata; Aves; Apodiformes; Trochilidae
Product: protein BTG1-like
Exons: 2
Coding region: 37-507 (156 amino acids)
Biological process (GO): negative regulation of mitotic cell cycle; negative regulation of cell population proliferation
Cellular component (GO): cytoplasm; nucleus
Source: RefSeq, a predicted model, not a curated record